This is a messenger RNA of Bombyx mandarina (wild silkworm), 3768 nucleotides long. RefSeq lists its product as uncharacterized. Gene Ontology annotation, cellular component: ciliary basal body; centriole; ciliary transition fiber. The record is from RefSeq and is a predicted model, not a curated record. Lineage: Eukaryota; Metazoa; Arthropoda; Insecta; Lepidoptera; Bombycidae. Gene Ontology annotation, biological process: cilium assembly; establishment of epithelial cell polarity.
UUCCAUGGCAGCGAUUUUCUAAACAAAAACUUUUCUAAUGAUUAGGUAGGCGCACACUGAAAAACAGCAGUUAAUACAAUUAAGAUAAUAAUUUCAUACUUUUCUAUGACUGACUAAUCCUUUUUUUAGUUUCCUAGGUUUAUUAACUCAUUACAUUAUUUUCAUAUAGUUUUCUUAUGAUUGUCUUCGAUUACCAAGGUGUUAACUAAAACAAGAAGCUGAAUCAAAAUUAACCGUUAGGGCCAAUCCGGGCUAUUCUCUAAUAAUUAUUUCCGAUAAUGAACUUUAACAUGGAUGAUCCACUAGCAGGAAUCCUGAGUGACGGCAGUGAUGAUAGUUUUUUUGAUGACGAUAUUUUGGGCAAGAAAAAGCCUGCAAAGAAAGCGAAUCCUAGAGCAACAGAAAAUAAAAAUGCUUUAUUUGAAAUAGAACAAGCAGGCAAGCCUGCUACAAAACUGAAGCCCGAUAUUGCCACUAAAGAUGUAUCAUUGGAGUUCAGCAAAGAAGACGCGAGGGAAACAAAAUUAAAUACAACAUCACCCGGUCCUACGAAACGCGUUUCAAAAGAUUCGUUCAAAUUGCAGCCUCUUGAGACAAAAACAAAAACUAGUGAGUUUACUCCUAAAUCACCAGCAAAGGCGACUGCUUUGAAUAUUUUAGAUUUAUUGGACGAACCAAAGAAUGACAGAGUGGCACCAGAGAAGGGCAAGAGUAGCCAAUCUCUCUUAGAUGAUAUUUUGGGAGGUCCAACAUCAAAAUCGUCUAACGUUACAAAAAAUCGACCAGCGACCACUGUAAAUACCAACUUCGAUCUAGAUACGUUUCUAGGGAACGAAGAUACAAAGCCACCUUCUAACAAGGGUGUUCUUAAAAAGCCAAAUAAAACCGAUAAUCCUAAAAAAGAAAGCCAGUUAAAACCAAAAGUGGGUGCAGAUUGGCUCGGAGUAUUUCAAGAGGAUACUGAAGUAGAUGGGGAUGAUGGAGACAUGCCUGCUUGGUUAGUUGGGGGAGAUAAAAAGAAAAAAACUGAAAAGAAACCGAAAGACGAUAUAGAGAAGAAAGAAGUAAAAGAAGAGAGUAAUGUAGAAAACAAAACCGAACAUCAUUUAGAAUCAGAGAAACCUAGAGCCGUUCUUGCAGAAAAAUCAUCAGACUUAUCACCACCGACUAUAAUUCAAGCUAAUAAUGAGGACAUUACAGCUGAAGGGGCAACUCUGUUUUUAAAACAGCAAGACUCUCAGCUAAUGUUGGCUUUGCAGCUGAAAGCACAGGAAGAGAAGCUUGCCGCCAUACAAUUGCGUCAACAAGAAAGCCAGAGGGUGCAAAAACAAGCCGCGAUGGCUCACCACGCACAGUUGAAUGCUAUGUUGCAGAAGCAAGCAGAGAACAGAUCACAAAUGCAAACUAUCAUAAAUGCUCAUCAAGAACGCAUAAACCAGAGGAUAAAGGCCCUCUUAGGAACUCAGAAUACGAUCGAUGAAGAGGGACACGCUGAUGGAGCUUUCGAAAUGAAUGUCGGUGACGGUAAAGAAACGCCUCAACGUAAGGAAAACAAACAGCUUUUGCAAUUGAUUCAGUCUCUGCAGGAGAAUCACGAUAAAGAAAUUGAUUUGAUGGAAACGUCUUAUAGGCGCCAACUAGCGUUCUUGGAGCUAUCGGUGCAUCAAUCUGAAGAGCGAAUGAAGGAGGAAAGCGAUAAACUGGUUAAGUUCUAUUCGGAGAAGAUCGGCUGGCUAGAGGAACAUCACUUGCUAUUCAAGAAGAUGACUGAGGAUAAUUUGAGUGCGUUAACCGAUAGGCAUAAAGCUGAAAACGACAUGCUGAGACAUCAGCAUUUGGACAACGUAAGGAUCUUGCAGGAACACCACGCCGCCCUUAUGGAAAAUAUCAAGAAUGCCGUGAAGCAGGAGCAGAUCCUUAUUAAGGAUUCUGUUUCGUUCUCGUCUGAUUUAAGUGAUUUAGUGGCGGAAGUCAGGGAGACUAAAACGAACUGUCAAUUACUUGUUAAUAAAGUUGAAACUUUUUCUGAAGCCAAUCGCCAUGAUACCGAAAAGAGCUUGCAAACUAGAGAGACUCAGAUUAACGAUAUGAUACAACACUUGAAAAGGGAGCGGGAAAAUUUCGAUAUUGAAAAGAAUGAAAGCCGAGAUAUUGUUAGAAUGUUGGAAGCAAGACUAAAACAAAUGACGGCGACGCUUGAAGAAGAAACGGCAUUAUUAAAACAGAAAAGAAUGGAAUUUGAAUUUGAGAAAGCGACAUUCAAUAAGCAAACAGAAUUCGCUAAGAACGUUCUGAAGAAACAAGACGACGAAAUAAAAACGCUCAGGGAAGACAUCCAAAAAGAAUACCAGGAGAAGAUCGCGAAGAUAGACGAUGAAAAGGUUAAGACGUUAAAAGAUAGUAGCGCGGUAGCAAAAGAUAAGGCAGCCGUGCAGAGUUUAAAACAAGAACUUGAGAAAAUGAAAGCGGAACUGCAAGCGCAACUUGAAGAACUGACUGAGGAGAGAACUAAGUUGAAUGUUGAAAAGCAACAAGUGCACAUGGAGGAACAGAGAACAGUUGCCAAAAGUCGUGAUCUGGACUUGCUAGCCAAAACGGCGAUUGAGAAACAGUCCCAAGCCGACAAGAAGUAUUCUGAGGCGGAGUUCUUACAGAGAAAAUACGAGGAGCGAAUACGGAGGAUACAUGAGCAUGUGGUUUCGCUGAACGCUCGCGAGAAGCAGAUCGCCAGAGAGAAGGUGGCUCUGUCCAGAGAAAGGCUGAACUUGCACAACGAGAGGAGGCAGAUCGAGGGAAAGCAGUGUUCUCUGUGCAAAUCCACCCAAAACUUACCUUUCAGUUUGGAAACUAACUAUAACGUGCCAGAUUCGUACCUUAAUGUAUCGGUUUCGAGGGAUCCAACGAAGCCCAACGUGAGCUCGGCCAUGAACGCCAUCGAACAAGAGAUGGCCCAUUUGAUGAGUGCUAAUUUUAGUUUAAGACACACUCCCGGUGUUAGUGACGUAAGUGAAGUUAAUAGGUUUGUUGGGGGCGAAGCUCUCGAUGGUACAAUACAAAACGCUGAAUCUCAAUUGGGAUCUGGAGCUUUUAAGGAUUACAUGGACCCCAAGUUCAUGAUGUUACGUUUGGACGUUCAGAAAGUAUUGAGUAAUAUUGAUCAAAGUAAAAAUGGCGAUAUUAAAUACGGUCAUUCCGAUGAAGACUAAAUGUGUGUUCAAUGUAUAAACAAAAUAAAAGACUGAAUUUUAUGUGUAUGUUAAUUCAUUUAAUUCCACUCUGAUGUUACAGAAUGUAUUUUUUGUUUGUUUAUUAUUUAUUCAAUAUGUUAUCAAAAUGUACACAAACUUAACUAUAACUACAUGCUACUAAAGAUUUUUUUAAAUAUCUCAUUGUAAAAAUAUAGGUACAGUUUUUUUUUAAAUUAUAUUCUACACUAUAGUUGUAGUCAAAAUGCACAACUUUGAUUCCUUUGGCCUAUUAUUAUUUGUCCGAUUGUUCAGCAAAUCCGAUCCGAUCGAAUACAAUUACGAGCGAAUUUAUAAAAUUUAUUUUUAAGUUGACGUAAUUACAUUUCUGAUGGGCAUAUCUAUUUUUCUUCUUUUAAUGUUUUUUAAAUGCUUCGUUUAUAGAUAGAAUAGACAAUUUUUUUUAAAUAAUAAAUUUAAAAACAUUUCAUAUAAUUAGAAUGUACUUUUGGGUUCGAUUGGAACGAAUUCUUUCUGCACCCGGACGAUUAAUUGUAUCUACAUAGUUUAAUAUUUUUUUGUU